Messenger RNA from Myotis brandtii (Brandt's bat), 1907 nucleotides. Its product is annotated as complement C3 alpha chain. The record is from RefSeq and is a predicted model, not a curated record. NCBI's taxonomy places the organism in Eukaryota, Metazoa, Chordata, Mammalia, Chiroptera, Vespertilionidae. Gene Ontology annotation, biological process: complement activation. The transcript has 14 exons. Gene Ontology annotation, cellular component: extracellular region. Bases 231 to 1880 code for a protein of 549 amino acids.
UACAAUAGUAUGAGGUAGAUGUUUGUAUUGCCUCCUCCCUAUAAGGAAGGAAGCUGAGACACAGAGAGGUUAAGUUACUGGCUCCCAGUCACACAGCUAAGACUGGCAGAUGCCAUCUAGGCUACGGUAAUCCCCAAAACAGUGCCCUGCUGAUCAGCUGUGGCUCUGUCUGUCCUUUUAUUCACCCACCUCCCCCUUCCCUCAACACUGUCCAGCCUGAAGGAAUCAGAAUGAACAAGACUGUGGCCGUUAAGACACUGGAUCCACAACACCUGGGCCAGAACGGUGUGCAGCGAGUGGAGGUCGAGGCUGCAGACCUCAGUGACCAAGUCCCUGACACAGAGUCGGAAACCAGGAUCCUCCUGCAGGGGACCCCAGUGGCCCAGAUGGCAGAGGACGCCAUUGAUGGGCAGCAGCUGGGGCACCUCAUUGUGACCCCCGGGGGCUGUGGAGAGCAGAACAUGAUCCACAUGACGCCCACUGUCAUCGCGGUGCACUACCUGGACCACUCUGAGCAGUGGGAGAAGCUUGGCAUUGGCAAGCGGCAGGAAGCCGUGGAUCUCAUCAAGAAGGGGUACACAACGCAACUGACCUACAGACAACCCAACAAGGCCUUUGCGGCCUACCAGAGUCGGAAGUCCAGCACCUGGCCGACAGCCUACGUGGUCAAGGUCUUCUCUCUGGCCACCAACCUCAUCGCCAUCGACUCCGAAGUCAUCUGUGGAGCUGUCAAGUGGCUGAUCCUGGAGAAGCAGAGGCCUGAUGGAGUCUUCCAGGAGGAUUCACCCGUGGGACAACUACAAAUGACUGGUGGCUUGAAUGAUGCUGAGGAGAAAGAUGUGUCCCUCACAGCCUUCGUUCUCAUCGCACUGCAGGAGGCUAAAGAUAUUUGCGAGGGACAGAUCAACAGCCUUGGGGGCAGCAUCAAUAAGGCUGGAGACUUCAUUCAAGCACACUACAUGAACUUGAAGAGACCAUAUGCUGUGGCCAUUGCUGGCUAUGCCCUGGCCCAGUUGGGCAAGCUGGAGGGCCCUCUCCUCAACACAUUUCUGAAUGCAGCCACAGAUAAGAACCGCUGGGAGGAGCCUGGCCAAAGGCUCUACACUAUAGAGGCCACAUCCUAUGCCCUGUUGGCUCUGCUGCUGCUCAAAGACUUUGACUCUAUACCUCCUGUUGUGCGCUGGCUCAACGAGCAGAGAUACUACGGAGGUGGCUAUGGCUCCACCCAGGCAAGUGGUCCCACAUCCCCCAGGCAAAUGCAUCCUUACCUCCUCCAGCCUGACUGCCUCCCAAUUAAGAUGCUGAGACCAAGAGAGGCAAUUGAUUAUCAUGUUCUCAAGUCCCAGGUUCAAGGCCCUGCCCCAUCCAGGUACCUGGGAGACCACGAUGCCACUAUGUCCAUCCUGGAUAUAUCCAUGAUGACUGGCUUUGCUCCUGACACUGCUGACCUCAAGCAGCUGGCCAGUGGCACUGACACGUACAUCUCAAAGUUCGAGUUGGAAAACAAGCCCUCCUCCAACAAGAACACCCUCAUCAUCUACCUGGAUGACAUCUCACACGAUCAAGAGGACUGUAUAUCCUUCAAAGUUCACCAGUUCUUUAAUGUGGGACUCAUCCAGCCGGGAGCAGUCAAGGUGUACUCUUAUUACAACCUGGAUGAGUCUUGUACCCGGUUCUACCACCCGGAGAAGGAAGAUGGAUUGCUGAGCAAAAUCUGCCACAAUGAAAUAUGCCGCUGUGCUGAGGAGAGCUGCUUCAUGCACCAAUCAGAUGACCAGGUCACCCCAGAUGACCGGCUGGACAAGGCCUGUGAGCCGGGAGUGGACUAUGGUAAGGAAGGGUGGGGAGACACAUGUGCAUGUGUGAUUGUGUGUGAUUGAUGGCGUGUGUGGCUGUGGUUGUGUGGG